Molecule: messenger RNA, 1556 nt
Organism: Scylla paramamosain (green mud crab)
Lineage: Eukaryota; Metazoa; Arthropoda; Malacostraca; Decapoda; Portunidae
Product: endoribonuclease CG2145-like
Exons: 6
Coding region: 151-1143 (330 amino acids)
Molecular function (GO): RNA endonuclease activity
Source: RefSeq, a predicted model, not a curated record
CUCGUCACGUCAAGGACACAUGGACGCCCCGUCAUCGCAGCGGGCAGAGGAAGCAGUAUUCGGUUUAUCCCACUGAGGGACGCGACUGUACGCCUUGACGCGUCAUCUUAAAACAAUCAACAAUUUUUGGUUGCACCUCUCGCUGUGAGGAUGAGGGGUUGCUGGUGCGUGACGCUGGUGGUGGUGCUGUGCGCCGCGGCAGGUGCUGCAGGCUGUGGAAGGCAUGCUGCCACCACCACCAUAGCACCACCUACAGUAGAGCCAGAGAUUCAGACAGUAAGAGCAUCCUCCCAAAAUCGUGCAGGAGGAAGCAGGAGACAAGGAGGAAGUAGAAGCAGAAGUUCAACAAAUAGUGUCAUGUCAACUGCUCAGCUGCGAGCUGCAAGUGAAGAGCUGUUGGCUUUAGAUACAGGAAUGACCCAGCCAUCCACCAAUGUGCAGGGCCAGACCUCAGGCAGUGCUACAGGGGAUGCUGCACCACGCCCUUUGUUCACAUCUGUGCCAGGCACAUCUCUGUCCAAGGACACUGUAAGACUCAUGCAGCAACUCCUAGAUAACUAUGAGCCACAAACAACAAGACAGGAAACAAUAACCAAUGCUGAGAGAGCUGAAGAGAAUCAAUUCCUACAGGCACUUAUGCAGACUCCUGUCAUGCAGAAACUUGAGACCAUUCUGCAGCAAAAAGAUCUCCUUCAGGGCAGACUCCGAGACAUACUCAAGCUAAUCUGGUUCACUCCAUACACUCGAGGUGGUCGACACCUUGCAUCAUCUGGCUUUGAGCAUGUGUUUGUUGGGGAGGUGAAGAACAGGAAGGUGUCAGGCUUCCACAACUGGUUAAGUUUCUUGAAGGAGGAGAGAGAAGGUGACCUUGACUAUAAAGGUUACAUUAAAAAGCUAGAUCUGGGUAACAAGGGUGAAAUAAUCAAGAUGAGGUUUGUGUGGCUGUCUGAUACCAAGCCUGUUGGAACAGUGUUUAUAGGUACUACCCCAGAGCUGGAGAUGGCCCUCUACACCCUCUGCUUCCUUGCCAAGCCAAACUCUCGAUGCCCAGUUCAGCUUGCUGGAAAGAAGUUCCAGAUCCAAACUUGGACACAGUCUUACCAAGGCAAAACUUUGGUGGGUAGUGCUUACCCAGAGAUAUAAUCCAGAGUAUAUGAAUGUACACACACUCAGAAAGAUAUCAUUACAGUGUGGUGUGAUGAGUUCCACAAUGAACAACCAAGUAGUCUCAGUAGGGCUGGUAAGCAUGUCAGUUUAUAGGGUGCCAAAUAGGAUCAAGCAGAACACACAUGGGAGAAGCACUGAAUAUAGCUAAUAUCUAUCCAGCAAAUAUAUAUUGUUUCAUUUAUGAGUGCCUCUCAUUUGACUCUUGCAGGUGCAGCUGCACUAAAUAUGUGCAGGGAUACUGACAUCCAUCUUUGGUGUCAAUUUGUAUCAUGCUGAAUGUGUCAUGAUAGUUCUUUGAGUGUGUGUACAUACAUGCUGAGUUUUGAUGCCAUAAUGGUCUUAUCACAUUAUCUUGCAGGUGCUGAGCUAUUAUCUGUUUUAUAAGACAU